This is a messenger RNA of Girardinichthys multiradiatus, 3229 nucleotides long. It is a transcript of the gene cyp17a1, whose product is annotated as steroid 17-alpha-hydroxylase/17,20 lyase. The coding region runs from base 258 to 1802 and encodes 514 amino acids. The record is from RefSeq and is a predicted model, not a curated record. Gene Ontology annotation, molecular function: iron ion binding; heme binding; steroid 17-alpha-monooxygenase activity. The transcript has 9 exons. Gene Ontology annotation, biological process: progesterone metabolic process; hormone biosynthetic process. NCBI's taxonomy places the organism in Eukaryota, Metazoa, Chordata, Actinopteri, Cyprinodontiformes, Goodeidae.
CAGAGGUUGGACAGACAGUCCAACUCCACCAGAAUGGCACAUCAAUACCCACAAUCAAUUGUCCAAAGCUUUGCUGUGUUUCCCAGCAUGGUCUCAAGAGCAUGGAGGAGAUUCCAGGAGACAGUCAGCUACUCUAGGAGAGCUGGGUAGGGCCAUCAGAGGUCCUCAACUCAUCUGCAGGACCAGUCAAGGUUGUCCCUGGGAUCCAUGGCCACAUUUGAAUCAGACUACUCUGUGAGGAACCUUCACACCCAGCUAUGGCUUGGUUUUUUCUGAUCUUCUUUGCCAUCCUCAUCCUGGUUGUGCUGGCAUGGCAACUGAAAGCCAAGUCCUCACAUGGCCCCCAGGAGCCCCCACGUCUCCCAGCGCUGCCUUUAAUUGGCAGCCUGCUGAGUCUGCAGAGCCCUUGCCCUCCUCAUGUACUUUUUAAAGAGCUCCAGAAAAAGUAUGGAGAGACGUUUUUGCUGAUGAUGGGCUCCCACAGAGUGAUUAUUGUCAACCAGCAUGCACAUGCCAAAGAGGUCCUGCUGAAGAAGGGCAAGAUCUUCGCAGGAAGGCCCAGAACUGUAACCACAGACAUUCUGACCAGAGAUGGAAAAGACAUUGCAUUUGGAGAUUACAGUGCUGCCUGGAGGUUCCACAGAAAGAUAGUACAUGGAGCUCUUUGCAUGUUUGGAGAAGGCUCUGCCUCCAUUGAGAGGAUCAUCUGUGCAGAGGCCCAGUCUCUAUGUUGCACUGUGUCAGAGGCAGCAGCUGUUGGCCUGGCUCUGGAUCUGGCACCAGAGCUGACCCGAGCCGUCACAAACGUGGUGUGUUCCCUCUGCUUCAACUCCUCCUACUCCCGUGAAGACCCAGAGUUUGAAGCCAUGCUGCGCUACAGCCAGGGCAUUGUGGACACAGUGGCUAAGGACAGCCUGGUUGACGUCUUCCCCUGGUUACAGGUUUUUCCCAAUGCAGACCUGCGUCUUCUGAAGCACUGUGUUGCAAUCAGAGACAAACUUCUGCAGAAGAAGUACGACGAGCAUAAGGCAGAUUACAGUGACCAUGUCCAGAGAGACCUGCUAGAUGCCUUGCUCAGAGCCAAACGCAGCGCUGAAAACAACAACACAGCAGAGAUUAAUGCUGAGUCUGUCGGUCUCAGCGACGACCACCUUCUAAUGACGGUGGGAGACAUCUUUGGUGCCGGAGUUGAAACCACCACCACUGUGCUCAAAUGGGCUAUCACCUACCUCAUCCAUCAUCCAGACGUACAGAGGCGCAUCCAGCAUGAACUGGACACCAAAAUCGGAGCGGAUCGCUCUCCCCGCCUCAGUGACAGAGGCAGUCUGCCCUACCUGGAGGCCACCAUUAGAGAGGUGUUACGGAUCCGUCCUGUAGCUCCCUUACUCAUCCCUCAUGUGGCACUAAGUGACACCAGUAUUGGGAAUUUCCGAGUUAAAAAAGGCACUCGAGUCAUCAUCAACCUUUGGUCACUGCAUCAUGAUGAAAAGGAGUGGAACAGCCCUGAGGUCUUUGACCCUGACCGCUUCUUGGACAGUGAAGGCACAGGUCUGAUCAUCCCAUCAUCCAGCUACCUCCCAUUUGGUGUUGGGAUCAGGGUGUGUUUGGGUGAGGCCUUGGCCAAGAUGGAGCUCUUCCUCUUCUUGUCAUGGAUCCUACAGCGCUUCACUCUUUCUGUUCCGCCAAACCAUUCUCUUCCCAGUCUGGAGGGCAAGUUUGGUGUGGUCCUCCAGCCAACCAAAUACAAAGUGAAAGCCACACCCAGACCAGGAUGGCAUAGAGCCAAGAGCCAGACUUGCUGAGAGCCGAGCCAUGUUCUGCUAAAUAUCUUUCUGCUUUAGGCCGGGAGCACGUAGUUAAAAAGUAACCAGCCAACAGAACAGGCAGCAUUGCUUUGCACAGAUGACAUUUCCCAGUAUAUACAAUUUAUGAAUAUAUCCUUGCAGAAUAGACAACAUAAAAAUGUGCCUGCAAUCAAGAACUGAACAUAUUUCCUUUGCUGCGUUACUUCACUGAAUAAAAUAAAGUGAGAGGAGAGACUACUGGUUGAAAACACUAAUACAGACUAUUGUUGCUUUACUUUAAAAUGCUAUUAUUACCUGCAUCUAAGAUAAUGUAUUAAAGGAACUAUUUGUCUUAAUGUGCUAGGCUUUUUGCUUUACUUGUAUGUAUUACUGUGUUGGUUAUUUUAUUACUGGACCAUUUCACUUUUUUAUACCUCAAACAGUCAAAUGAAAACAUAAGAUGAAGCCCUUAAAACAGGUCAAAUUAUAAAUAAGGAACUAGUAUAAAGCGUGUUCAGCAUGAAGGAGCUCAGUCUGAACUGAUCUGGUACAGAGAACAGCCACAUAGGCUCAGCUGACACAGCUCACUGGGGUAAAUAGUUUCCACAUUCAUUGGUUUUUACACACUUUAAUAAGACCUCAUUUACUGUAUAAUUCUGAAAUCACGAUUCCUCAUAACAAAAAUAGUUUAAAGAGAUGCUCAAGUCAGGGAUGUCCAACUCCAGUCCUCAGUGACUGAGUCCUGCAUGUUUUAGAUGUGUCCUCACUUCUGUAAAGCUGAUUUAUUUUACUGGGUUCUGCAGAAACAUGCUAAUGACUCGUUCAUUUCACUCAGGUAUGUUAAAUCAGCGAAACAUCUAAAACAGGUCUGCAACUCCAGUCCUCGAGUGCCACUGUCCUGCAACGUUUUGAUGCAUCUGUUCGAACACACCUGAAGUAAAAGGUGGAACUACAUCCUUGGCAUGUCAGCAGAUUUUGCUAAGGCCGUAUCAUUCAUUUUAUUCAGGUGUGUUGGAGCAGGGAUGCAUCCAAAAGUUGCUGGACAGUGGCACAUGAGGAGUGGCGUUGCAGACCCCUGAUCUAAAACAUGCAGGACACCAGCCUGUGAGGACCGGAGUUUGACAACACUGGGCUUAGUGUUUAUUAAACUGAGAUGAACACAAUCAAUUAAGGUUCUAAAUAUUUCUUCCUCUUUUAUUAUAAAAUCGUAGUUCUUGUAUACCCAUUUUGCUCAUGUUGAUGUUCAUGUUAGCCUUUACUGACACUUAAGGUCUUAAGGUCUAUUGACACUUAAGCCUGAACAGGAAGGUGGGAUAAACAUGGGAUGACACGAUUUUUGCUCACAUGUGUAUAUUUAUGCUAUAAAUUUAUUGCUGAUGUGAUAUGUUCUCCAACCUGCCUGUUUGUUACUCUUACAUUUUUUGGAUAAUAAACUUUAGACCUGC